Dichomitus squalens LYAD-421 SS1 is the source of this 1586-nucleotide messenger RNA. RefSeq names its product N-acyl-phosphatidylethanolamine-hydrolyzing phospholipase D. Gene Ontology annotation, molecular function: N-acylphosphatidylethanolamine-specific phospholipase D activity. The transcript has 10 exons. Gene Ontology annotation, biological process: N-acylethanolamine metabolic process; N-acylphosphatidylethanolamine metabolic process. The record is from RefSeq and is a predicted model, not a curated record. The coding region runs from base 117 to 1367 and encodes 416 amino acids. Gene Ontology annotation, cellular component: membrane-bounded organelle; cytoplasm. Lineage: Eukaryota; Fungi; Basidiomycota; Agaricomycetes; Polyporales; Polyporaceae.
CCUCCUUCCUCCUGACCAGACGAGCACUCCAUUGCUUCUACAGACUUCGGCCUCCGCUCUCUCUAGCUGUCCAUCGGGACUCUACCAGGACGCCGCUACCAAGUUGUUCGCGCACGAUGACUACUGCUCCAGGACAGCCGCGGAAAGAUUCGCACGGAAAUAGCGGGGUCGCGCGCACUCGCACAGGAGACAUCGUGGUGGAGAAACGGAAGGAGGCAAAGUGGACGGACGCGCCCCCCGCCCAUCACGCCAACAGGAGCGCGACAUACUUCCGGAACCCUUGGCCAUCGUUCAGGUUCUUGCCGCCGUCACGCUGGCUCAAGGCCUUCUUGGCAGCACCUUGGACCGUGCCCAAAAUACCCCCCGACCUCUCCGCACAAAUUCCGUCUCAGGUACCGGAUUGGGGCGCUGGCAGCGCACCUGACAGCGUCAAAGCAACGUGGCUGGGCCAUGCAUGCUUCUUGGUCGAACUGCCGACUCCAGAGGGUGCUGUGAGAGGCCCGAGAAUAUUGUUCGACCCUGUACUGUCCCACCGCUGUUCGCCGUUUACAUGGGCGGGUCCAGAGAGGUUGCUUCCGACACCUUGCUUGGCUGAGGAUUUGCCAGAGGUUGAUGCAGUCGUGAUCUCGCACAACCACUAUGAUCACAUGGACGCAGCCACGCUCAAGACGGCCUGGGCGCGGUCCCAGCCGCACUUCUUCGCGCCGCUCGGGAACAUGCCGCACUUCGCCGCCUUAGGCAUACUCCCCUCGCACGUCCACCUCCUCGACUGGUGGGAAGAGGCCGCUGUCUCUGUCACCUUCCCUACAAAUCCCUCCUCCCUACCUCCUCAACAGCGGGAGAAGAGCGCGGGGGUGCACGCGUCCUUCGUCCUCACCUGCACGCCCGCCCAACACACCGCGGGCCGGACCGCGUUCGACCGCUGGCACACACUCUGGGCGUCCUGGGCCGUCUCCGAGGAUCCCCUUACUCCUCUCGAAGGGCGGGAGCCGAAACAGGUGUACUUCGCGGGUGACACGGGCUACCGCACGGUCCUCGUCGGGGAAGACGAAGGGGAGGUACCGCGCUGCCCUGCGUUCAAAGAGAUCGGCGAGAAGUUUGGGGGGUUCGACCUGGCGCUGUUGCCGAUCGGGGCGUAUGCGCCCCGGGAUAUGUGGAGUGGCCUGCACGCGAGCCCCGGGGACGCGGUGCUGAUGUUCAAGGACGUGAGGGCGAGGAGGGGAGUGGGAAUGCAUUGGGGGACAUGGACUUUGACAAGUGAGCCGAUCAUGGAGCCUCCGGAGUUGUUGAAGGCGUCCGUUGCGGAAGCGGGAUUGGCACCUAAUGCGCUCACGGUGUGCGCGUUAGGGGAGACGACUGUCGUAUAGAAUAACCCUUUAGUUUCCUACAUUAUAAUACAGUAUUCUUCCCGGGAUGCGUCGCGUUCUUCGAUGUGAUAAUGAUGCUGGAAAGUGUUCCAGGGCAUUAAUUGGCUGUGCAUAGUCGGUGGUAUGACCUCUCCUGCUGUGAUGUUCCGUUGGAGCUCAAGCCCUCUGGUCCCAAGCCUCAAGGCCGUAUCGACACUGUAGAAGGCGCUGGAUGCUGCC